Vitis vinifera (wine grape) is the source of this 3325-nucleotide messenger RNA. Its product is annotated as 40S ribosomal protein S2-4-like. The transcript is spliced from 2 exons. Gene Ontology annotation, molecular function: RNA binding; structural constituent of ribosome. The record is from RefSeq and is a predicted model, not a curated record. Gene Ontology annotation, cellular component: cytosolic small ribosomal subunit; ribosome. Gene Ontology annotation, biological process: translation. The coding region runs from base 2186 to 3109 and encodes 307 amino acids. NCBI's taxonomy places the organism in Eukaryota, Viridiplantae, Streptophyta, Magnoliopsida, Vitales, Vitaceae.
UUUUUUUCCCUUUUCUUUUUGAAACUUUCCCAGUUUGUCCCGUGUGAAUUGCCAUUAUCAUGUCCUCUGACCUCUCUUUGAUAUAUGGGAGCUCUCUCUAUCUCUGUAACCAGUUGGCCACUUUGGCAGCUAGUGAGAAAUUUUAAUGGGUAUGAAUCACCUGAAUGAGGGUAAACUGACUGAAAGGAUCCUCUAUGGUGACCCUCCAAAGAGCAAAUUCUGACCAGUCUGCCUCCACGCCAUGUGUGCAAUACAGGUAGUGAGGCAGAUAAUUGAUACCUCAUCCUUAAAUUAUGGAUAGGAUAAAAAUAUCAUGCAAUUACACGGGGUGUAUAAUAUCAUGGCUCACAUAUAACAAGUCAAGUUCAGGUGCAUCAUUUUUCAUCAGUCUACGGCUUCAGAAUCAACGGGAUAUUAGCUGUUUUGUUAAAGUUCGCUGUUCUUGGGCUCAAGUUCUGGACUCAAAUUUGGGUGUGUGUCCAUUGCGUGGCGGGCUUCUACUGCAGCCAAAGCCUGGGCUUUUAUCCAAACCCAAACCGCUGGAUUGUUUUCCCUGAAACCAAAUGCCACCCUGAAAUGCUUUUGAACGGGUCACCCCAUCCUUAUCCCAACCCAUUUGUAGAAAUCUAUUCUCUUUCCCUGAUUAAAACAUUUAAGUUAUGUUUGCUUCUCGAAAAAUUGGAGAGAAAAGGGGGAAAAGUAGAAAUAAAAAAUGUAAGAAAAUAAGAAGUUAAGGAAAAUAAAAAAUAAUUUCUUGUCGUAAAAUCUAAUUAACAAAACCCAAAUGAAGGAAAAAGAAGAGUCUAAUUAAAAACCUUGUUAGUAAAAUCAAAUUGACAAACCUUGAAGAAAAAAAGAAUGCAAUAUAUUCAUAUUAGUAUGAUCACAAAGAGAUUUACAUGUUUAAUAUAUUCAUAUAGAAUACUUGGAGAUAAUACAUGUUUAGUAUAUCUAAAAAAUUGAAUCAAUUUUUAUUAGAGUUCUCUUUCUUUUAUAGAGAGUUACAAAGAAAUAUAUAUCAUUAUGGAUUACAGAUGAUCAUCAGAAAGUAAACAUAGUCUUAAUACCAUCUAAACUUUUUAAAAUUUAAAUAUAAAAAUAGUUUUUUUUGUCAACUUAUUCUUUAUAAAUAUAUUAUAUACUCAUGUAUAAUAAAAAAAAGUUAAUAUAUUUUUAAUUACUUCUUAGAAUACUACACAAAAUAUGGUUCAAUGCUUCUCAAAUUUGUCCAAGUUUUGUUCCAGCCAAGUCUCUGAGAUGCCUUAUUGCUUUCUAAUUGCGCUGGUAUUGGGCUCAAUGGCUCGACCUCAAAUUCAAUACAUCCAAGCCCAAUUUCUACUGUGCUUUCCUUUGGGGCCACUGACCAUUUCAUGAACGGCCCACUCUUAUACACUCCGGACCGGCUGUAUCCAUUUUGGGCUUUUACUUGCAAGAAUCAAUUUCAUGAACUGCGACUAAGAUCCCAAGUUCAAUUUGAAAGGCUUCUCAGGGAUUAUAACAAGGGGCGGCUUAUUGGGACCGAGUAAUGUGCUCUAACCGUGUCCAUAUGAAAAAGUCAUUCGACUCACUCCUAUCCCCAACCCAGACUGUAUCAAUUGGGUUCAAUGAUAGUUUCUCCCCGGAACGAAACGCCCACCUAAGCCCUAUCGCGAAUCGAGAAUUGCGGGCGCCCUGUUUGGGAACUCAACAAUUAAACAACAGAAAACCCAUUUUUUAAUUUUAAAAUUAAUAUGUGAUGUUUUAGAAUGUUGUUGAAAAAAUGAAUUGAAAAUAUAAAAGAUAUUUGUAAUAUAAAUGGAAGAAAAUCAGUUAAUUUUUUUAUAUUUAAGAUCAUUUUUAACAACAAUUGUAAAAAAUUAUUUAUGGAAAAUUGUUUUUUUUCUAAACAAGGCCUAUCUUCUCAUAUCAAAUGUAUAAUCCUUCCUUGAACAUUCAUUCUAAGAUAACAAUUAAAAUUAUUUUAUUAUAAGAUAACAAUUGAAAUUAUAUAUAGUGAGAUAUUGAAAAUAAAUACGGCGCAUUACAUUGGACCUGGGCUUUCUGGGCCAGUACUUCAUCCAAGGCUACUUAUAUUCCCGGCACGAACCAUUUCAUCCCAUUCUAGCUCGUAACUAUAAUCACCCCGCAACCAAACACUCCUCAAAACCUCUCACAAACCCUAGCCCUCUCCCAUCCACCUAUAUAUAUGUUGUACAUCAUCCACAACCAUCAAAGACCUAGGGUUUCUAUCUCUCUUCGGCUUCACACUCCUCUCUUUCUCAACUCAUAUCUCUCGAUUCCUGCAAUCAUGGCCGAGAGAGGUGGUGGUGGUGAACGUGGUGGUUUUGGACGUGGUUUCGGCCGUGGUGGCCGCGGAGAUCGUGGGAGAGGUGGAAGGCGCCGCUCUGCCGGACGCCGAGAGGAGGAGGAAAAGUGGGUUCCAGUUACCAAACUCGGUCGCCUGGUGAAGGACGGUAAGAUCCGAACCGUGGAGGAGAUCUACCUCCACUCUCUUCCAAUCAAAGAGCACCAAAUCAUCGACACUCUUGUCGGCCCAAGCCUCAAGGACGAGGUCAUGAAGAUCAUGCCGGUUCAGAAGCAGACUCGGGCUGGUCAGAGGACCCGGUUCAAGGCAUUUGUUGUCGUCGGCGAUGGCAACGGCCACGUGGGUCUCGGAGUCAAGUGCAGCAAAGAGGUGGCCACUGCGAUUCGUGGUGCGAUCAUUUUGGCCAAGCUGUCGGUGAUUCCGGUAAGGAGAGGGUACUGGGGGAACAAGAUUGGAAAGCCUCAUACUGUGCCGUGCAAGGUUACCGGGAAGUGUGGUUCGGUUACGGUGCGGAUGGUGCCGGCUCCUCGUGGUGCUGGUAUUGUGGCCGCUAGGGUUCCAAAGAAGGUUUUGCAGUUUGCUGGAAUCGAGGACGUGUUCACUUCUUCCAGGGGUUCAACCAAAACCCUCGGAAAUUUCGUCAAGGCUACCUUUGAUUGUCUGCUGAAGACUUAUGCGUACCUCACCCCUGACUUCUGGAGGGAGACUCGGUACACAAAAUCCCCAUUCCAAGAGCACACAGAUCUUUUGGCAAAGCCCACCAAGGCGAUUUAUCAGGAUGAUGUUGAAAGGGUUGAGGCUUGAGGAUCUGUUAAGAGGAUUUAAAAUGUUUUGGUAGGACCUUAUGAUAUAGGGUUAAUUGGUCUUGAAUGUCAUCCAUUUUUGUUUUCCGUACUGCGUUGCUUGUUUCUGGAUAUGUUUAGACUGCAUUUUUGAAGUUUUAAAGCUGAACCAGUUUUAUGAUGUUAUUUGUUUUAUAAAAGCCUUGCCUAUAUGAAUAUAUGGGAGGAUGUUGGGUCA